Messenger RNA from Durotheca rogersii, 672 nucleotides. RefSeq lists its product as uncharacterized. The coding region runs from base 156 to 497 and encodes 113 amino acids. The record is from RefSeq and is a predicted model, not a curated record. Lineage: Eukaryota; Fungi; Ascomycota; Sordariomycetes; Xylariales; Xylariaceae. The transcript is spliced from 2 exons.
CUCAAGAGGGCAUGUCCAAUGUCGUUGGUCGCUCUCCUACCCAACAAGUCUCGACCCAAGCCCUCACGCGCUCCUGGGUGCAGCCGGACUCUUCGGUUUGGCGUCCUGUGUGUUACUGUAACUGCUAUUCAUCUAUAGUAAUAAAUAAGUGAUCGAUGCAAAUCGUGGAAUGCCUUCGUCAUCUGCUUGUCUACUUACUAACCCUACGUACGCACGCCUGUGCGAUGUCAAACACCACGAGGGCGGCGCUGAGAAGGAACACGCACACCCACACGCAACGCGCACGUGUGGUCCCCUCGAACGAUGUCAGCCACUCGUUCCCUACCAAGAUCUCGCUGUCUCGGUAUCUCUCUGCAUCUAUCUAUAUCUCUCCCCUUUUUCUUUUCUAUUCUGUCUCCUCUCCCUUCCCUCCGUCGCCAUCCGCGGGCGUCCGCCUCACUUCUGCCUUCGAUUCGUCCGCGCAUACGAUCAGAUCAGAUCAGAUAGCCAGGUGGUAAUAUAAGUACGAAAGGAGAAAGGAAAACUCUUGGUUGUUUCACCCACGAUCGCGAUUCCAACGUCAGAUCAACAACCUCAACAAGUCGUAUCGCCAUGUAUUGUCGUUGUUGCUCUUCGGACAUUUUGGGAUCGGCCGGAACUUCUAAAGCGUCAGUCCCUCCUCGGAAUAUCCUG